Trichomycterus rosablanca is the source of this 1648-nucleotide messenger RNA. It is a transcript of the gene fance, whose product is annotated as FA complementation group E. The coding region runs from base 1 to 1554 and encodes 517 amino acids. The transcript has 10 exons. The record is from RefSeq and is a predicted model, not a curated record. Gene Ontology annotation, cellular component: Fanconi anaemia nuclear complex. NCBI's taxonomy places the organism in Eukaryota, Metazoa, Chordata, Actinopteri, Siluriformes, Trichomycteridae. Gene Ontology annotation, biological process: interstrand cross-link repair.
AUGAAACAGUUAUUAGAUCGUUUCUCGGGAUGCUCUCGCCUGCUGGUUCACUCUUUACUCACAGGAGGAGUGAGCAGUGCUCAGAAAGUGUUCACCAAACUGAGAGCUGCUAAUUCUCACUCUCCACUGCUCUCCUUUCUGAACACUUUAUGUCAGGAUGAAGCCUGUCUGGAUGAGUACACUCAUGCUCUAACCACCAAGCCACUGGUCUGCCAGUUUCCUGCUGCUUUCAAGUGUGAUCUACUGUGUUUUCUGCACCUGCUUCAUCCCAGGCUACCACAGGAUAGUGUGCUGUCCCUACUCCACUGCCUUAGACAGGAAACAGAACAAAAUCCAUGGGCUUCUGUCUUAAUCAGUCAGCUUCGAAAAGACCUAGAGGAUGUGGACUUGAAGGAAGUCACACUCCUUACGCCAAAAUGUGUAUUGCAUUUAGAAGGUCUUUGUGAUCGCUUCAAAGACCGUCAAGAUAGUGGCGGUUGGGAUCUCUGUCUAAAUGAACAUGAGACUGCUAAACUGUUUACUGAUGGUGAACGGGAUUCAUUUCAGAAAAAGAGAAAGAAUGAGAACUCAGAUCAUCAUUUGAAUGCAGAGACUGAUGGGCCACAAAGUAAAAGGAGAAAGACUGAACUUGUAGAUCAGGAUGAGACUGAACUUGUAGAUCAGGAUGAAACUGAAGGUGAAGAGGUUGCUGUGGAUCAGGAGGAAUCUGAUGUUGUAACAUUGCAGACUGAUAAAGAGCAGGAGGGAAUUUCUCCAGGAUCACAGCUUGUGUCACAGAAAAGUUCCAUGAGUAUCUUGCCAGACCACAUAAAGACAGCUGUUCAUUUGAUAAAAGAAUUAUUGGAGUCUGGAACAGAGUGGGAUGAGAGCUGGACUCCUUCACUCAAAGUGCUGAACGAAUGCGAUUUAAAUCAGCUGGAGGUACUGUGUGCAGUGCUGUGUUUAACAGAAGCACCUGAGCAGAGUUUACCACAUUUCUGUAGCGGCCUGUUGGCUUUGUCUCCAGAUCUCAGCUACAGCACGGCCUGCGUCAUUAUCAAACAUCUUCUACUAGGAAAGGUUCUCUCUCUCACUGAGCCUGCCUCUCGCUGUCUGGUCACUGCUGUAACCUCUCUCUGCAAUCGUUACCCAAGGCCAACCUGUCAAGCACUAAUAGAGCCGAUUAUAAAGGAAGGACACACAGGAAGUGCUCAGGCUGAACUGCUGUGUCGGUUGAUAAAGGACUGCCUUGAACCACAUCACAGGCUGCUGGUGUUUCAACUGACACUUGUGGGGUCGUGGAAUGAAGGUUUGCUGUCUGUCAUUCACGACUUGCUGGAUUUAAAGAUUGAGUUGAGUGAUGAGGAUUUCAUGCUCUUUACUAACCAACUGAGCAGUCAGUCUCCACUCUUCACCAAGUCAAUGAAAUUUUCCAAGAUGCUACUCACUGUCCUGACCAAGUUCCAGUCUUAUGUGAAUGCAGUAUGCCAGCAUACCCUUUCCUGCUGUAUCUCUUUCAAUGAGACCUUCCUGAAGAAAUCUCUGCAAGUUGCUCUUAAGCGAAUUUCUCAUUAAUGUUAUGUAGUUUUGUUUAAAAAAACCUUUAUAAAUAUGCUUAUAAAAGUAUAAUAAAAUUGUAAAUAUAUUAACAUGUUGCUGUACCUUAGCA